AUGCCGCAUUUGUCACAAACUCAAGUGGAGAUGGCAGAGCGCGACCUUUACGCUUACCGUAAGUCGCGAUUCGUCCGAGCCGCUCGUGUUGACCUCUCACACCUUUGUUUCGACCCGACCUUCAGUAGGCAAAUGGACGACGGUGAAAACAUUCAUCGACUUGGAAAAAUCAUGGAAAUACAAGGUUUCCUACGACUGAGACAGGAAAACCAUGUGCCAGUCAUAGUCAGUGCGUUUGACUGGGAACAUCGGAUGAGAUUGCGAGACGAAGCAGAAUCGCUUCCUUGGUUGGAAGUGGAUGAAAACUAUCGCCUCAGGGCGGAAGACCAUCAGAGCCUUAUUGAUGUCGCCCACCGGAAGCUGGGACCGGGAAAUCAAUGGUGGGUUAUUGAUAUCUACGUGACAGCUGGUGCUGAGAAUGAUGAAGACAGUGAGGAAGGUCGUGCUGAAGGAACCAGCCACCAAAAUGCCGAUGUCGGGGUUCUUCACAGUGAAUUUGUUCGCUCUCUUCAAGAAAGCUAUCGGAAUGAUCGUCGCCCCCCGGACGGCUUGAUUUAUCAAAAGAUUCGCUAUUAUCAGGGCUUUCUCAGUGGACCCCGGAACAAAAUCGCGGAAAAUCAAUGGUGGGCAGCUCUCGAAAAUGUUCCACGCGCAAAGAAGAGAGGGUAUCUGCGGGCAUUCUUCAGACAUCCAGGCUUUACCCAGGCCUUUGAUGCACUUCUCCCAGUAGAAGGCAUCUGGGCCGACAUGAGUAUCGGCGUGUUACAUAAGUUGAAGGCAAUGCGGUGUGACGAGCCGAUUUUAUGUUACUUGCAACUCAUUCGACGGACAUUCCACGAUCUGAUUGGAGGAAGCGACUUACUGCCUCAAGUAGAUGCGACUACUGUCCGUAUGCUGACGUCGCGUGCGCCAAAGGUCUCCGAACAAGAUCUGAAAUUCUUGGACCGUGAAAUGAAAAAAGGCGACCUGUUCCGAAAGAUCCAAGAUCCGCAGCAGCGCAACGAUAUCUGGGAGCGGCUAAAAAACAUCGAGUACCCUAUCCCAACUCUUAAAACAUUUUUUAAAGAUAUUCAUUAUCUGGAGGUUGGCCGAAGCGUAAUGCAAAACCUUUUUGUCCCUGACCCCGAGCAUAAGGUCACUAUCGACAUAGGCGUGGGCGGACAAUAUGAUACCGUCGUUCCUAUGAGUAUUCCAUUUAGGCAGCACAUGAUUCGCCAUGACCUUUACGAUCUGUGGCGCUUUAGCCUUCAGUACGGAUUCGAAAUGACUGACCAUCAGCGUCGCGUACCACGCAAGAAGGUUGAAAUCCAGGACGAGCCGAGACCACCUCGUCAAUCAACCCACUUGGAUCGGUCGGUUCUUUGGCAGCAUUUCUAUUGGCUGGCCAGACGUCAUGGAUUCAGUGUGCCGUUUACUGAUGGCACCCAAUCGGAACCAGUCAACCUUCCCUAUCAGGCGCCUUGUGACUAUCCAGAGGGCAGCGAGGAUGACUUGGCAUUGAGUCGACGAUACGGAAAGCCCUUUACGGACUCAACAGAUGCGGAUCGGUUCGCCCUCUCCCGGGAAUCUCUAGGACAGCCUUGGGAGAUCCGACGGGUGACGGCAGGAUUUGUGCGGCGAUCGGUGUUCCGGGCAUUUUUCCGCUAUCUCAGCUCUGGAAGCCCUGACAGCCCACCUCUUGCACCUAGCGAUGAUUUCCCUGGGCCAGAGAAUGUUCCUAGCGAAGUUAUUUUGGAAGAAAUGGAUAUCCAACCAGAUGAAACGAUCUCACACACCACAUUCCCCCAUGGAGAUAACGCAGAUUCUGCUGGCCCUGCCCCCUCCACCCAUCAGCUUGAUCCGUCAUCUGUCUCGCAAACGACUCUACUAGACAACCAAAUGCCGAUGUACUUCGCGAUGCGCCUUUUUUUGCCCACCCAGCCUAGGCAAGAUUUAACGCUACCCAAUAGUCACCCCGUAUUGAACCAGUUUUUUAAGGGAUUAGAGGACCAUAAUUUUCACAUAUCUAAUCCAAAUGACCCGAACGAGUAUGGACGCGGGUACCCGUGGGAAGACUGUUAUCAGUGGUACGUUGAGCACCCAUCUUCUGCGCUGGAGGCUACUUUCAUUGGGGUUUCCUGUGAACGGUAUGGCCUGCCUAUAGACAAUUCUCGGAAGAAAAGGAAACGUACGGACGGGCAGGCUGAUCUGGAGAAUGCAAGAAGAUGGCUGAGAGAGAAUUGGCUACGUUGGGGGAUCAGAGUCAAUAACUCCUGGGAUCUUGACCAGUAA
Penicillium alfredii is the source of this 2271-nucleotide messenger RNA. RefSeq lists its product as uncharacterized. The coding region runs from base 1 to 2271 and encodes 756 amino acids. The record is from RefSeq and is a predicted model, not a curated record. NCBI's taxonomy places the organism in Eukaryota, Fungi, Ascomycota, Eurotiomycetes, Eurotiales, Aspergillaceae. The transcript is spliced from 3 exons.